This is a messenger RNA of Suillus discolor, 1084 nucleotides long. RefSeq lists its product as uncharacterized. The transcript is spliced from 7 exons. The coding region runs from base 10 to 825 and encodes 271 amino acids. The record is from RefSeq and is a predicted model, not a curated record. Lineage: Eukaryota; Fungi; Basidiomycota; Agaricomycetes; Boletales; Suillaceae.
CCAAGCGCGAUGCUUCUCGGUUCAGAUGAUAUCAAUAUGGACCUCCUUGCUGAACACCACCUGCAGGGAACUUCAGCUGUAUUCUAUAUCCCAAACUUCAUCUCUGAAGAUGAGGAACAGUACUUACUACGGAAGAUAAAAGAUUCCCCAAAGCAGAAAUGGAAGAUGUUGAACAAUCGCAGAUUACAAUUAUGGGGGGGUGAAGUUCUCCAGAAGAACAUCCUUUUUCGCCAGGAAUUUCCGGCAUUCUUGAAUGAUUUUCCUGAUGUUCUAGGACGUCUCAGACUCCUUGGGGCCUUCAACCAAUCCCCACACAAAGGACCCAAUCACGUUAUAUUGAACGAAUAUCAUCCAGGACAAGGCAUCAUGCCCCACGAAGACGGUCCCUCAUAUCACCCAGUCGUCGCAACUAUUUCCUUAGGAUCGCAUACUAUCUUCCACUACUAUCAGUAUAAUAAGGAUAAAGACAGUUUGAGUGUUGACCCUGGAUCGACUCGGAUGGGACGUAGCGUCAAUCCAGCACCUUCAUUGUCAUUGUUUUUGGAGCCUCGCAGUGUUGUGGUUACGACUGGGGAACUUUACACAACACAUCUGCAUGGCAUAGACGAGGUAGAUGCCGACACAUUCACCGGCGAUGGUUUCCUGCUUCUUCCCAAUGGAUCGCACUCACAAAUCGUCAAUCGCCACAUGAUUAAAGACGAGACUGUCGCGAGAAUGAUUGAAUCGGGAGGGACGGUCGAGAGGACGACUAGGUACAGUCUCACUUGCCGCGAUGUCGAGAAAGUGGCAAGUGGGAGGGUAGCAGGAGUCGUCAAUCGUACUUGACUAUGGUAGCCUUUGGCCUAGAAGGACGACACCCCCACGUUCAAGUCCUUUGAGAGCCUUGAAGAAUAACAUUCUUACGUCACGACAGUUACGCUUGGACUUGAUUUGGUCAAGGUGUUGAGCGAGGUAUAGUAUAUCAUUUGAUCCCACAAGGCGCUUCCUUUCCUCUUCUCCACAUAAUGAUCAUAUAUGAUAACGAUAACCUACGUGGCUUCCUUUGGUGCUCACUCAGCAGCACUGAGCAUCGCUCGGGCGGCAC